Mytilinidion resinicola is the source of this 1831-nucleotide messenger RNA. RefSeq lists its product as uncharacterized. Gene Ontology annotation, biological process: calcium ion transmembrane transport; intracellular calcium ion homeostasis. NCBI's taxonomy places the organism in Eukaryota, Fungi, Ascomycota, Dothideomycetes, Mytilinidiales, Mytilinidiaceae. The record is from RefSeq and is a predicted model, not a curated record. Gene Ontology annotation, molecular function: calcium:proton antiporter activity. Gene Ontology annotation, cellular component: fungal-type vacuole membrane. The transcript is spliced from 4 exons. The coding region runs from base 274 to 1704 and encodes 476 amino acids.
AUCCUCACGCCGCCCCUUCCAUUCCUUCCCCAACACCUCAACAACCUCGUUUCAUAGCAUACCUAUCCCUCAUUCACCGUCCUGUAGCCGCUGCUGCGCGCCUCCUCCCUGCAUAGUCCCGGGAGCAGUGCGUUGGAGCAAGCUGAAACACCUCACAGCUCUCUUGGCGCCCGAGAUUCAUGCCCUGACCUCCACGACAACAUAUCCAACUCUUCUCGACCUGCAUAUCCUACAAACCCAUCCUAGACCGCGUCCCUCGCACACCUACGCACCAUGGCUCGCGGCUCCCGACAGUUCGUGGGCGAAGAACCUAAGGGCGAAGCCUCCGCUAUCCCUCCACACUCCUCCUCGGGCAACGCUCCCCACAACCGCUUUCUCCCCCGCUUCAACCACAACGGACACGAAGUUACAAAGGGCAUAGAGCCAGAGGGCGAGAGCGGAAGGAGGGGAUUCCACCCCAUCAAGUUCCUGCGCAUUUGCUUCAGGAGUACCAGCCGGGUCUCCAAAGCGGUCAACAUCCUGUGGCCGGUCGUCCCUGCUGCGAUUGCAGUGCAUUUCGCGCGCCCCGACUGGCAUCUCGCCAUCUUCAUCCUCAACUAUAUCGCCAUGGUCCCUGCCGCUAAUUUGAUCGGCUUCGCAGGCCAAGAGCUUGCGCGCAAGGUCCCUAAGGUUCUUGGCGUUAUCAUGGAAACCACUCUUGGUUCUGUUGUUGAAAUCGUGCUCUUCAUGGUUUUGAUCAAGAAGGGAGAAAGCUCCGUUCCUGUUAUCAAAGCUGCUAUCCUUGGAUCAAUUCUUGCCAAUCUUCUCCUCUGUCUGGGCACCUGCUUCAUCGCUGGAGGCUUGCAGCAUGACGAACAGACGUUUCAUGAAGUGGUCAGCGAGGUUGGCAGCGGAUUGAUGCUGGUCGCUGGAAUGGGUCUUGUGGCCCCCGCCGUGUUCUCGAAAGCGGUCACUAGCAGCGAUCUCAACACCUCUGGCUUGACAACAACCUUCGACGCCCAAACUCUCAAGAUCAGCCGCGCCACUGCUGUCAUCCUCCUCUUCUCAUACAUGGUCUUUAUCUUCUUCCAGACCAAGACCCACGAUGGCCUAUACGGCGAAGUCUUGGAAGCCGACGAGCAAAAAGACCGCGAUCGCGAAAAGGAUCUUGCCAAGGACAAGCUCACCUUUACUGAGUGCAUCGUGGCCCUGCUAAUCGCUAUCGCCUGCGUCUCCCUCAUAGCCAUCUUCCUCGUCGAGCAAAUCCACUUCCUCGUCGAAGAACGGCAUGUAAGCGACGCCUUUGUCGGCCUCAUCCUCCUUCCCCUGGUCGAGAAAGCUGCAGAGCAUCUCACCGCUAUCGACGAAGCCUAUGACAACCAAAUGAACUUCGCCCUUGCGCACGUCCUCGGCGCCUCUGUACAAACCGCUCUCUUCAAUACGCCCCUCGUCAUCAUUGUCGGGUGGGGUCUCAAUGUCCACAUGGACCUCAACUUCGAGAUCUUCGACGCCGUGAUGCUGAUCCUCGCGAUCCUUGUCGUCGGGAGUUUCUUAAGGGAUGGCAAAAGCAAUUAUCUCGAGGGCGUGCUGUGCGUGCUAGUGUACAUGAUCAUCGCGAUUUGCGCGUUCUAUUACCCAAAUCCGGCCCUAGAGGGGCCAGAGGGAGAGACGCCCGAGGGGGGCGAGGCUGUUGCGAGGAUGUUGAUGAGGAGCUUGGGCGGUUGAGAUGGAAAGAGGUUCGACUUGAAGGGACCAGGACAUAUCUUCUCUGCUAUUCUCCGGAUGAUGGAUCUCUCUUUCGAAUUCGAUUCCUGCGAGUUGCAUAUGAUCAUAGCGGGGAGUUUUGCAUGGG